AUGAAGGAGAAUUCUGCAGUGAAGAAAAGCAUUUUCAUGUUUUUGUCAUUAAUAAUAGCUUGUAGUUUUGGAAGAUUUGGAAACGGAUGUGAGAAUAUUUGCAGCGGACAUUGUCUUUACAAUGAGACAUGUAACCAUGUGAAUGGACUCUGUAGUAAAGGUUGUGCUCCAGGAUAUUAUGGAUCCCUUUGUAGUAAAGUUUGUCCUAGUGGUUCCUAUGGUUUGAAUUGUUCUGGCACAUGUUCUCGAAAUUGUAUUGGUACUUGUGGAAAUGUCGAUGGUUCCUGUAAAUGUGUACCUGGAUUUUCUGACCCACCAAACUGCACCACUGAAUGCCUCCCUGGAUUUUAUGGUAUAAACUGUCAGUACAGAUGUAGCGGUCAAUGUGUCAAUAAUGAGAACUGCAGCAGAUUCGACGGAAGUUGCUCUCUAGGAUGCAAAGAUAAUUAUGUUGGGGUAGCUUGUGACUCUCUUCAUGAUAGUUCUACCAGUGCGUCAACAGUAGGACUUGCCAUAGUAGUUGCAGUAUAUUCUGUAUGCCUAAUGGCUGCCCUCAUUUUCUUUUAUUUGAGACCACAACACUGCAAAACCUCAAAAGAAAGAAAACCGAAGUUUGCACCUAAAGACACGAAGAGUGUUCAAUCCUCAUCCCCACAGACCAAUUACUUAAAUGACGUCACACACAAUUAUCAGGACCUAGAUGAUGACGAUAAAGACUCAUAUGAGUUGAUACAAGCAUCUGCGAAUCUGUGUGCUUAUCAGAAAAUAGAACAUACAACAUAA
This is a messenger RNA of Saccostrea echinata, 783 nucleotides long. Its product is annotated as multiple epidermal growth factor-like domains protein 11. Gene Ontology annotation, molecular function: scavenger receptor activity. NCBI's taxonomy places the organism in Eukaryota, Metazoa, Mollusca, Bivalvia, Ostreida, Ostreidae. The record is from RefSeq and is a predicted model, not a curated record. The transcript has 6 exons. The coding region runs from base 1 to 783 and encodes 260 amino acids.